GAAAACUUUUACACACUGUCAUGCAACAGGCUCCGAACGUUUUCGAAUCCUCUGAUCAUCAAGUAUGGCCCUCUGCCAUGUGGAUGUUAGGACCAGUCUGAUUAUGUAUGUAGCGUUCUUUUUUCCUAAACCUGAGCAUUGCCUAAAAGUCACUGGACCAUUGGAAAAGGUUUAGGGAACCUCAACCAGGUUGAUUCCUGGGAUUUCAAAACUAAAAAUGAGACAGAAACUGAAAUGGGAUGGUAUGAUAUGCUGAAAGCUGUAUAAGCAUUCGAAACUGAAUGUACAGCUUCCAAUCUCUUCGAAUUUUCCGUAUCCGAAUAUCUUCAUGUCUUCAGUCAAUCGUCAUCGUUGGAGCUCACACUGAGUAGCCGUUGCUUAUGCAGCUAGUCCUACGUUUAGAAGUUCGUUAGACGCGGGGGAUUCGGUUUUACCUUUACAUGUUUCUGCCCAUUUUUGGGCGCCGUGCAGUUUUCUUGGUUUGUAUUAGUAUGUCUCGGACUAACAAAGGUCAUAGACCACCGGGUUUGAGAGGAAAAGAGAUAGGUCUUUGGCAUGCUGCUCAAUCGAAAAACAGAUGUACAGGUCAUUUGGAUUACCAGACUAAGUUUGCUUCUAUGCCUCUUGUCGGCCUGAAUCUUUCGAAAAUUCAGUCAGUUAUACAAGAAUUUGUGGAGCCAGUUCCUGAACUCCCCAAAACUAGUAAUGAACAUAUUUCAUUCAUGUGUAAACUCCCAACUCUCAGUACUUCAAAGCAAACUCCUGAAGAAGACGAAGCAGAAGAAUUAUUUGGCGAGAUUCGAGAUUGCUUUGAUGUCUCAGUAGGUCCAUGCUCUGACCCUGAUCAAAUGUUAUUAACAAAAGAAAGCUUGGCUCGAAAUCCAGACAUCGAUCAUGAGCUCUGUCUUUCAAUGCGGAACUGCAUGAGUUCUGCUGCCUACAUGAAAAUGUCAGAAUCCAGGUGUAAACUUCCAGCGUACCAGUUCAAAGAAGAUAUUGUCUCAACUAUUCGAGAUAACCAGGUUGUUAUAAUAAGCGGUGAAACAGGUUGUGGGAAGACUACACAGGUUCCACAGUUUAUUUUGGAAGAUCAGGUCUUAGGUGGAAAUGGAUCUGUUACGCGUAUCAUUGUAACACAACCUCGGCGUAUAAGUGCUGUUUCGAUUGCUGAACGUGUAGCAACUGAAAGAGGACAAUCUGUAGGAUCUUCCGUUGGCUAUCAGGUCCGAUUAGAACGCCGAUAUCCUCAACGUCCUCAUGGAUCUAUCAUGUUUUGUACGACAGGCAUUAUUCUUCAAUGGUUUCGUUCUGAUCCACUUUUGAAGAACAUCAGUCACAUCAUUGUUGAUGAAGUACAUGAACGGGAAUUUUUAUGUGAUUUUCUAUUGUGUAUGCUAAAACGAAUUGCUCCUCUUCGUCCAGAUCUUCGAAUAGUUCUCAUGUCGGCAACAAUCAAUGCAGACAAAUUUGCUGAAUAUUUUGAUAACUGUCCUAAAUUCGAAAUUCCUGGUAGAACUUUCCCAGUGAAGACAUAUUAUUUAGAAGAUGUUUUGAGAGAAACUAAAUUUUGGUUGCCGAAUAGUGCUAUAACUGCUUUAUGCCGUGAUCAGUCACGUUCAUUAAAACAACGUCUUUUAAAAUCUAACCUUUCAAAAAAAGAAGCUCGUAUAUUAUCUUAUGGAAAAAGCCCUGAAUUCAAUAAGUGGUUGCAUUCGUUAACAGGAUUAUCUUCAAAUGCAAUAGAAAUUUUACGUAGUGUUGGAGAAGAUACCUAUCCUAAAACCGAUCUUAUUGCACAUUCAGUUGAGCAUAUUUUACAGAAUACACAAUCGGGUGCAAUACUUGUAUUUGUUCCAGGUCUUGUCGACAUAAAAGAUGUAUUCAGAUGUUUACGUGAAUUAAAUCCAAGACGAUAUGAUAAUCGCUAUGGAAGUGUUAGAAUUUAUCCAUUGCAUUCAAGAAUUCCCACGUCCAGGGACCGCUCACUGUUCGAACCCUCACCAAAAAAUCAAAGAAAAGUGGUCAUAGCAACCAAUAUUGCUGAAACGAGCAUAACCAUUCAAGAUGUAGUUUAUGUGAUUGACUGUGGUCGUAUCAAAGUGACAGAUUAUGAUCCGAGACAGAACACAUCAACCUUAACUGCGAUUCUUGUUAGCAAAGCCAAUGCAGCUCAGCGUUCUGGAAGAGCUGGUCGUGUACAGCCUGGCAUCUGUUAUCAUUUAUUCCCAAGUUAUGUGUAUAAUAAUGUUAUGUCAGAUUUCCUACAACCAGAAAUGUUACGUGUCCGUUUAGAAGAUGUGAUUUUAAGAAUUAAAUUGCUAAGCCUUGGCCGUGUAAAAUCUUUCUUAACCAACUGUCUUGACUCUCCUUCUGAAGAUGCUAUUUCAAAAACCUUAAUAUUUCUUAGACAAAUUCAAGCUCUGAAGCUAAUCGAAUCGGAAACAACGAAUUUUAAUACAUCUCAUUCAAUAAAAUCUCGUGGACAAAGUCAUAAAGUUAAUCGAAAAUCUCUUCGAGAAUUUUCAGAAGCUAUUAAAAAGGAUGUAAACGCUAGUGGUAUAAAUAUUUUGGGUUCUAGUUGUAUCCAUUUAGAUUCAACAGAUGAAGAUGACGAUGAGUUAACUCCUCUUGGUGUACAUUUAGCCAAUUUCCCUUUGGAUCCACAAUGUGCUAAACUCCUAAUUUUCGGCGCAUUAUUCGGUUGCUUAGAACCAAUUUUAGCUGUUGCUUCGUGUUUGACAUUUCGUGAUCCAUUCGAAGUACCUUUGGAGAAACAACAAGAGGCUGACCGAUGUAGAAAGGAAUUGUCUCAGAAUUCUUUUAGCGACCAUUGGGUAUUUGCUACAGUUAUUCAAAGUUAUAAUGGACUUAAUUCACAAAUCGAACGUAAUCAAUUUUGUCAAAGAUAUUUUCUUAAUGAACGUACGAUAAAGGACAUUAUUCGACUUAUGAAUGACUAUGCACAAUUGUUAUAUGAACGAAGGUAUAUUGCCACUCCGAAACCUGAUGAUUCGAAUGCAAACUGUAAUCAAUGGAAUAUCAAUCUUUUCCGAGCUAUAAUGUGUGCAGCAUUAUAUCCAAAUAUUGUAAAAGUGGAUCCAAGAUUUACUAAAGAGGGCAAACCUAAAACACCAGUCAUUAUGUCUUGUCCAUCUGAAGGUAGAGCAAAUAUUCAUCCAUCAUCAGUAAAUAGUAAAAUUCAACCAACUGAGCCUAUAUGGAUGGUUUAUUUUACAAAAACUAAGCUUGAAUCAGGAUCUGUAAGUUUAACCUUUUUUUAAAAAAAGAAACUGACUAAUUUAAUUAGUUAUAUUGACUGAUACUUUCUCUACAAUCAUAGCAUAUACAUGAUUCGAGCUAUACAGUCAGAUACCAUUUUGACAGCUGUUUACUAUUUCGUAAUUUUUAAUGGAUAACAUUUUAUUAUUAUUGUGGAUGGAAAAUGAUCUUUUGGUAAAUUGUAGGCUACCUUUUAUCUUUUUAAAAAUAUCCUUUCGGAAAAACAAUAAUCUAUAAUUACUAAAUGAAUAAAUUUUUUGUUAUUUCAUAUGCUGUUUCAAUUUGCAUCAAUAAUGUCUUAAGCUGAGUUACAUUAAGAUUCAUCUCAUAACAGUUACUAUAAUAUAUAAUACCUACAUUUAAGUCACUGACAUUUUCAGCGUCAUUUGACCUGUGACAUAAUCUGUUUAACCUUUAUUGCCAUUCAGUCAAAUCAAAUUGAAUGGUGAGUUAGUGACUAAAAUACUUGACUUUUAGUCAUCGUUUUACAGACUUAACGUACUUUUGUCUCAAUUAGCUUUCGGUAAUCUGGAAUUGUCACAACCCCUCACAACUAAGGUUUGAUUCAAGGAUUCGUGAAUGAAUCUUUAUAUAGUUUCUGAAUAGUAUGAAUUUAAAAGUGAAUCACCACGAUCCAACGGAUUAAGGUCGUUACAUUCAGUGUUUAAAAGCCGUUUCUGAGAAGUUUUUUCCUAAAUCAGUCUAUGAUAAGUCGGAAGAGAUUAAUGAGCAGUAAAAUGUUAUUUGGCUCAUUCCUUGUAGAAAGGUUAGUAUUUGACUUUACAUGAGUUAUAUUUGAAUGGGUUUUACUUGCUGGAAACAGUGAGUUUCCAAAUAUUCUUAUAUUCAAAGAUCACAUGCAAUAUAUUUUGACAUUUCGUAGUACUGCAGAGCUGUAUAAAGCAGAUCUCUUAAUUAUUUUGUCUAGUCUGGACUCUGUUCCUUGAAACGUGAUACCUAGAAAAUUGACUUAACUUGACGACUAUAAUCAGAGUUAUGAAAUAAUAAGGCGAAAAAGUGUAAUAGAAAAUGCAAAUAGUGAUUGAGGAGGUUCCAUAUGUUUGAUCGGAAAAACUGACAAACUUUGACUAAUGUUAUCCAAGACACCAGUUGUCUGAUAUUUAAUAAUACUUAUUAUACAGUGAGUUAGGUUAUAAAGUAGUCCAAUCUUCAUUAUAUAUUUAGGUCAAUUAAUUUAGGGUGUGGCCGAUAGUGGAAUCAUGUAUACUUUCAUUUCAUUAUAUCACGGAUAUGUAGUCAAUUUAUGUAAGGUGUUAAAUUCAGUAUUACUAGUUCUUCGACGAAAACAUCUUUAUUGUCACGUGAGCAUCGUAUCCUAUUAGUUAUUAACUACAAAACUUUGUUUAGCGCUUCAUCUCUUUUAAUAUUUUAUGCUCUAGCUUACAGUGGUUCUCUUCAUAUUUCUUCAAUCUUAUUACAUUUAUUCGAAUCGCUAUUCCACCAUGAUAUAUAUCUAAUUUUACUGCCAUAAGUAUGUAAACUUUACAGCAAUUUUGAUUUCGAAAUAUUGUUAGUUUCAAGCAGCUGAUAAGAACCUAACGAAAUAAAAUGAAUUCAUUUUAUUCUGCUCAAUCCUUUUUUUCUCUCUUCAAUGAAAUGUAGAUGAACAUUGUGAUAAAGAACAGACACUUCUACAAUUUCAUCCUGUCAUUAAGACGUGUUAUUAAACAGUUAAACAAUAAACAAACUUGAAAAACUCCACGAAAAUGCAUCCGUUUUAUCCGUAUCAGUACCACUUUGAUUCACUUUGAACUGUGUAAUCUAGAUGUUAAGACGAUCACGUUUUUGUCAAUAAAACUCAUACCUUAUUAUUCAGUGACUCUCAGUUACCACUUCAUGCUUGAUUGUGUUUAAACUUAUUUCCACUUACUCCAUUACGGUAAGUGGUGGCUAUUGUGUGUAUGUUCUAAGUAAAUGUUGAUUUUCAUGUUAAUUUCCAUAUUCUCUGACAGGAAAUAGAUCACAUUCUAAUUAAUAUCAUCAUUAAUAUUAUUUGCCUAGAAUAUAAUCAAAUGGUUUUUCUUCGAAUUAACUAAUCUAUAGCCAUUAAUCUAUCAUCCUAACUAAACUAAAUAAUGAAACAAACUUAUAUAUAAAAAUUGCUGAGCAUUUCUAAAUUAUUGCUUUUCUUUAUAACAAUAAUAAUAAUAGAGAACAGAAAAAAGUAAAAAACUACUUUUAUACUCUUGAUUUCAUUGAUUUGUUUUCCAGUAUCCAUCCAUAUUCGACUCAACUGUUAUAUCACUGAGACCUUUGUUAUUUUUCAGUGGUAAUAUAGAAAUAUCAAAGGUUAGUGCUUUGUAUAUUGUUACACAUGCCAUUACUAACAUUAUUUGAGAUGAACUAAUUAUUUCCUUCUUAAUUAUGAGUAUGAAAAAUCAAAUUUUUUUAGAAUAAUACAUUGUGCUUGUAAAUUACAACAAAAAUUCUGUCAUAUUUUUCUCUGUAAGUAACAGGUUGUUAGAUUAUGUCGAAGCUAGAAAAGCGUAAUGAUCAAUUUUUAAAUAGCUUUAGCUAAACUAUACUAAAUUGAGAAGACAAAAUUAAUAGCAUUUAAAUUUGACGAUUCAUAAAACUACUGUUAGCAAAAGAUCACUGAUAGUCUUCAACUGUUUCUUUUUUUGUUUUGUUUGGCAUUUGUUCAUGAAUUAAUUGAAAAUUACUGAGAAUUAUUACCAGUUUUAUAUUUCAGACUAGCUGAAUACUCAAAUCUGUAAGAAUAAGAUUUGGGAUAUAGUAAUCAAUGUGUUGUUGUAAAUAAUCCUUAUAAUUUCUCGAGAGUUUUAAAAAGUCCACAAAUUGAAACUCCUCACAAGGACUUACGAUGUCAAAUAACGUGUUAUGAACAAAACAUUCCCACUUUAUUCUAGCUUCACUGUCCCUAAAUUAUGUUACUUAUGAAUACCACUAAAAUACCGUGCACAAAACAUAAUGUGUUGUUAAUUGGCUCUAUUUAUCCAAACACUAUCCUAUUCAAGUAUAAAUUAACUAUAGAUUUAGUUAGAUACUCAACUAAGUACGUUUCAUAAUUUUAGCGUCCGAGUUAGCUUUUUAGGUUCGUAUUCGAAUCAGAUUAAUGACCGAUUUCAUCAAUUAACAAUACAUGCAAAUAACAUAUAUUUUACAUCUCGUCUUGUCUUAAAGGAUUUUGUAUGCAUACUUCUCUCUCAUAUUUGUGGCAAACAUCUCAAAGUAGUUAAUGGAUCUUUUCACAGUUCACUUAAUCUCUAUGCUUUGUGACUAACAGAUUGCAGUUAUCAUAAUUUAGAAACAUCUCUACUAUAUUUUACUGUUAAUGAAAAUAAUAAAUACAUUUCCUUCUUUGGCGACAAGUGAUAAUUAUUUCAGUUAUGAUGUACGGUACUCGGCCAUACAAGAAAGUACUUAUGCGGAUUUCGUUGCCUGCUUGCCAGAAUUAGAAAUCUAACUGUUUACUUGACAUCAUGUUUUUUUUAACGAUGGGUUAUUUUGUAUUACACAAUCAGAAAAUAUGGACAAGAAUAACUAAAUGUAAUUUCUGUGGUUCUUCAUUAAAAAGAGAAAACUCAUAUCUCCUUAAAACCUUCCUCUAGACCCUGAUCAAAUAACAACAUGGGUGUUUGAUCGUAGCAUUGAGUAAUACAAUUUUAGAUCUAUCCUUGUUUUCAGUUAUAAAUAUUCCUUGUUAAUGAAUUCCAGCAUGUACUAUAACCAAAUCUGAAUAUUUCUAUCAGUUACCACUAACCAUUUAGUAUCAAAUACAAUAUCGGGUUAUUUAGCUUACUAAAAACAUUGUAAAGUUAACUGGUGAAACUGUUAGCACUGGGUAGACAUAUUCCGUUUUACCAAUAAGCGCUUUUUCGGUGUCGGAACCUGUUCUUUUUUCCUUGUCUGACAAUGCAUAAAAAUUUUUAUGUAGUAUGCGCCGGCAAAAAGUAAUAAAAUGUUCCUCUACUUUUAUAGAACGAUACAAGUCUUUUCACCAUUGAUCAAUGGAUUAAAUUCAGUGGGGAGUUGAAAGUAGUCAAUUUAUUAAAAGAUUUACGGAAAUGCAUGGAUGGACUGUUAGAACAGAAGUUUAAAAGUCCUAGCGUGGCUAACUGGGAUAGCACAAAUAAGGAAGGACGACUCCUCCAAACUAUUGUGGAUUUAUUAACAAGUGAACCCCCUCCAGCUGUUCAAGUUGAGAAAUUAUCUUAAAGACAUCCUCCAUAAGCAUUUAUAAAUAGUCAUUCGCAUCACUAAUAACUUUGUAGAUAUAUGUUUUAACAUUUUUGUUUGUUAAUGACUUAAAAUAAAUCUUAUCUAUCACA
Molecule: messenger RNA, 7592 nt
Organism: Schistosoma rodhaini
Lineage: Eukaryota; Metazoa; Platyhelminthes; Trematoda; Strigeidida; Schistosomatidae
Source: the annotation of a GenBank genome assembly